Molecule: messenger RNA, 3414 nt
Organism: Harpegnathos saltator (Jerdon's jumping ant)
Lineage: Eukaryota; Metazoa; Arthropoda; Insecta; Hymenoptera; Formicidae
Gene: unc-45
Product: unc-45 myosin chaperone
Exons: 6
Coding region: 429-3257 (942 amino acids)
Cellular component (GO): cytoplasm
Molecular function (GO): Hsp90 protein binding
Source: RefSeq, a predicted model, not a curated record
GCGCAACGACAACGAAACUGUCGUUAACUCCAAUAACGAGUUAAAGAAUCGCACCACUGUUAAAGGUUUGGCUUACCGAAUUAUUUAGCGUAAAUUGUAAUGUUUUCGAUUGAUUUCUCGUCUCACUUCGAAAGUGAUUAAUGAGGUUCAUGUCGCCAUACUUGAAGAAGGUGUUGUGAAUUUUAAAAAGCACGUAAUGCAAACCGCCGAAGCUGGACUUCGAUAAAAGGUAGCUCUGUGGUGUGCAUGUGGCUUGCACAGCGAUGCUAAUCCUGACCUCAUUUUGAGAAUGAAGGCAGAUUAAAGUGCAUAGUAGUCUUCCUUGCAAGUUGUAUCAGUGAUUAGAUUCAAGAAAAGUGAACUGCUCACUAGAAACCUGUUAAUUAAUUCGUAUCAACAGACUGCAGGAUAUAAUUAUAUCACACAAGAUGACAAAAGGAGAUAAGACUGCACAAGAGUGGAAGGAGGAAGGUAACGAGGAGUACAAUAAAGGCAAUUGGUUGGAGGCUUUAGAUUGCUAUACAAAUGCACUGGAAUUAACAAAAGGAGAAAAUACUGAUAAAGCAGUAUAUUAUAGAAAUCGGGCUGCUGCUCAUUUAAAGUUACAGGAAUACGGAAAAGUAAUUGCAGAUUGUGAUAGUGCAUUAAAAAUAUGCCCUACCGAUCCCAAGGCAUUAUUUCGAAGAUGCCAGGCAUUAGAGGCAUUAGAAAGAUUUGAGGAAGCAUAUCGAGAUGCGAAAUACCUCAUUUUGUCUGAUCCCAAUAACACAUCCAUUCAGCCCAUAGCUAUACGUUUACAUCAGAUCGUGCUAGAACGAGAUAAAGAAAAUUCUCGUACCAGUGCUAAAGUAUCGCAAAUGUCAAAGAUAGCAUUUGAUAUAAAUGUGAACAAAGAGAAACGUCUGCUUGCUAUUAAUAAUCUGCUUGUGCUCGCACGUGAGAGGGCUGGUGCGGAAGAAAUCUUCAAACAAGAAGGAGUAUCUAAGAUCACGAAACUUGUGAAAGUCGAAGAUAACGAGGAAAUAAUCUGCAGCGCAAUUCGCAUUGUAGCCGAAUUGUGCGCAGGCAACCUUAACCGAACUGAAGACAUCGUGAAAGACGUUGGUGUACCUUGGUAUCUGGAAAUGAUGAAUAGCAAGCACAAAGAGAGAGUUAAUACGUCGCAGUAUUGCUUGCAGACCGUUUUAAAUACUUACAGCGGUAUGGGUAAUAAGUCUGAUUCGAAGCCCGACAAGUUCUUGUGCGAGAACUACAAGAAAGAAAUAGACACGAUUCUGUCGUGCUUGCUGUACAGUGUAACAAACAGGACAAUAACGGGUCUAGCGAGAGACGCGAUAAUAGAAUUAAUUAUGCGCAAUAUUCAUUACACCGCAUUGGACUGGGCCGAGCGCUUGGUCGAACUUCGCGGUCUGCAGAGGCUAAUGGAGGUAGCCAGCGAAUUGGAAGAAUUCAAAUACGAGUCUUCGAUGGACGUUACACCUUCCACGCGGACUAUCACCAGCGUGUGUUUAGCCAGAAUAUAUGAGAAUAUGUACUACGACGCUGCUAAGGACAAGUUUAGGGACGCUAUUGAUGAAUUUAUUAAAGAUAAAUUGCUCACGCCAGAUAUAGAAUCGAAGGUACGUGUAGUGGUUUCAAUAACGACUUUACUGCUGGGCCCGUUGGACGUCGGAAACGCAGUGGUAGCUAAGGAAGGAAUUCUAGAGAUGAUUCUCGUUAUGGCGGGGACGGACGAUGUGUUGCAGCAGAAAGUCGCAUGUGAGUGCAUCGUCGCCGCCGCGUCGAAGAAGGACAAAGCCACCGCGAUUAUAAAUCAGGGUGUCAAUAUAUUGAAGAAGCUAUAUCAGUCGAAGGACGACUCGAUUCGGGUACGAGCGUUGGUCGGAUUGUGCAAGUUGGGCAGUUCCGGUGGCACAGACGCGACCAUCAGGCCUUUCGCCGACGGAGCGACAAAGAAACUGGCCGAGGCGUGCCGACGAUUCUUGAUUAAUCCCAAGAAACAAAAAGACAUGAGAAAAUGGGCCGUGGAGGGUCUGUCGUACCUCACUUUCGACGCCGAAGUGAAGGAGAAAUUGAUAGAGGACCAACAGGCCGUUCAGGCAAUGAUCGAGUUGGCUAAAACGGAAGAUCAGUCGGUUCUUUACGGCGUGGUCACGACGUUGGUGAAUCUGUGCAAUGCUUACGACAAGCAAGAGCUUAUACCCGAAAUGGUCGAACUGGCCAAGUUCGCAAAACAUCAUAUACCCGAGGAGCACGAGCUCGAUGACGUUGAUUUCGUGAAUAAAAGACUGUGCUCAUUGGCCAAGGCGGGUGUGACCAGUGCUUUAGUCAGCCUCGCUAAGACGGACAGCCAGAACAGCAAGGAACUGAUAGCGCGCGUUUUCAACGCGUUGUGCAGUCAACAGGAUGUGAGAGGCAUCAUUGUUCAACAGGGUGCCAUGAAGGUACUGCUGCCGUUGGCGCUCGACGGCACGGAUAAGGGUAAGAAACAAGCUUCGCAGGCUCUGGCUCGUCUGGGGAUCACGAUCAAUCCGGAAGUUGCGUUCCCGGGCCAGAGAAUCAUGGAGGUGGUGCGGCCAUUCAUAAAUCUCCUGAACCCAGAAUGUUCGGCGCUUGAGAACUUCGAAAGUUUGAUGGCCCUGUGCAACUUGGCCGGCGUCAACGACAGCGUGCGGAAACGGAUAUUAAAAGAGGGCGGAUUCCAGAAGAUCGAGACCUAUAUGUAUGAGGAUCACGACAUGCUGAGGCGUGCGUCCACGCAAGUUAUAAACAACUUGGUAAUGUGCGAGGAGACGGUGCAGUAUUUCGAGCAGGAGAACGACAGAGUCAAAUAUCUCGUGAUAUUGUGCGAGGACGAGGAUCAAGAUACCAGCCUGGCGGCGUCUGGAGCACUGGCGAUACUCACAUCAGCGAGCAAAAAGAUUUGCGAGAAGAUCUUUGACUCAAAGGAUUGGGCGGAAUCUUUGCGCUUCUUACUCGCCAACCCGAACGAUGACCUGCAACAUCGAGGCGUUGUGAUCGUGCUGAACAUGAUGGGAAGCACGAAAGAUGUCGCUUCGAAGCUCAUCGAUACGGAUAUAAUGGAGAUACUGAUGGCGUUGAGUAAAGAUGAGAACAUACAGAAUCCAAAAAUUAAGGAAUUUGCGACUACCGCUUUGGACGCCGCCGCUGAGUGGAAUUUGAUUAAGAAGAACGUCGAUGAGGGAGAAUCACAAGGAGAGUCACAGGGCACCAGCAACAUCGAACAUAUCGAUUGAGGAUAUUAAACGUAAAUGUUUGAAUACUAAUUCAACGUUAAAUUGGCAUGUCGUGUAUCUUUAUUAUAUUUCAAAUCGAGUGCCUUGAAUUAUAAAGAAAAAUAUAUAUACAGGAUGGGGCACCUAAAACAGGUCACCUGAAUGACUGAAACUGAUA